GAAAUAUUUUCUGACAAGUGGCAACGUUGCACCAGGGACGUUCACGCCUUGAUAUUCUCCAAGUGUCACUUCCACAACCGCUUUUUUUGGAUAUUAAAUAUUUUUCAGCAAAUUGUGCUGAUACUACAUUUCAAGAUAUUGAUCAGUCUGACAGGAAGGAGCAAUGCAGACCAUCAAGUGUGUUGUUGUGGGGGAUGGUGCAGUGGGUAAAACUUGUCUUCUGAUUUCUUAUACCACCAACAAGUUCCCGUCAGAAUAUGUUCCAACAGUAUUUGACAAUUAUGCUGUCACUGUUAUGAUUGGAGGUGAACCUUACACUCUUGGGUUGUUUGAUACAGCAGGUCAAGAAGAUUAUGACAGAUUAAGACCACUUAGUUAUCCACAGACUGAUGUGUUCUUGGUGUGUUUUUCUGUUGUCUCACCGUCGUCAUUUGAAAAUGUCAAAGAAAAGUGGGUUCCUGAAAUUACACACCACUGUCAGAAGACACCUUUCUUGUUAGUUGGAACGCAGAUCGAUCUGCGAGACGACGCGGCAACAGUAGAGAAGUUGGCAAAAAAUAAGCAAAGAGUGAUCACUAUCGACCAGGGAGAGAAGCUAGCUCGCGAACUGAAAGCAGUGAAAUACGUGGAGUGCUCUGCCCUCACUCAGAAAGGGUUGAAGAACGUCUUUGACGAAGCCAUCUUGGCAGCACUGGAACCUCCUGAGCCUAUCAAAAAGAGGAGGUGUAAUAUUCUGUGAGCAAGACAAAUUGACAGCAAAACAGGCAAAAUAAAAUUUCCUUUAUAUAAAAUAAGGAGAGCUAAAAAAAAACACUCUUAAAUGACACCUUGCUACUAACCAAUGGAAUUAUUCAACGAGAAGAUGGAAAAGCAAAAUACUGAUGAUACGUUCUUUUUGCCAGUUCUUGCAUUAACCAGUUUCAACGUGUCAUUAUCGUUUCGAUUAUUUUGUGUGUGCGUGCGCGUGUUUCGCAGGCCAUUUGCCGCGCUCUUCCAAUCUUCUUUUCAUUCAUCCUCUACCUUCUCGAUCUAGGAAAUAACACAUACCUGUUCUGUUGCUCUCCUUCCUUUCUCCUCUCUUUUCUUUGUUCAUAAAAAAGAAGUAAGCAUAACAAAAGAACUUUGGCCUCAUCAUUGUAAUCCUCAUCGCAAAACUUGUCUGUAUGGCAUAGGAGAGAAUAUACAAUAAAAUUUUCUCUUAUA
Daphnia pulicaria is the source of this 1203-nucleotide messenger RNA. It is a transcript of the gene Cdc42, whose product is annotated as cdc42 homolog. The transcript has 6 exons. The record is from RefSeq and is a predicted model, not a curated record. Gene Ontology annotation, biological process: small GTPase-mediated signal transduction. Bases 164 to 739 code for a protein of 191 amino acids. Lineage: Eukaryota; Metazoa; Arthropoda; Branchiopoda; Diplostraca; Daphniidae. Gene Ontology annotation, molecular function: GTPase activity; GTP binding.